This is a messenger RNA of Zingiber officinale, 2967 nucleotides long. RefSeq names its product cleavage and polyadenylation specificity factor subunit 2. Gene Ontology annotation, biological process: mRNA 3'-end processing by stem-loop binding and cleavage. The record is from RefSeq and is a predicted model, not a curated record. Gene Ontology annotation, cellular component: mRNA cleavage and polyadenylation specificity factor complex. The transcript has 18 exons. Lineage: Eukaryota; Viridiplantae; Streptophyta; Magnoliopsida; Zingiberales; Zingiberaceae. Gene Ontology annotation, molecular function: RNA binding. The coding region runs from base 244 to 2448 and encodes 734 amino acids.
UCCCACAGCUACAAUUUAAAAUUAAACGCAGGAGACGCCCAUGCGAGCGAGCCCUAAACAAGGUCUCCUGGGGAAUUCCAGGAAAGCUUCCGCGUCGCCCCCGCUUGGCACACGCGAGUGGCCCCUGCUGAGCUGAACCACAUCUCCUUGGUUCGGCUCCACUGACUCAAGAGGCGAGAACGAGAAAUCCUCGCAAAACCCUGGUUUUCCGCUCUCUGGGUUUUCUUCCAUCCGUGGACAUCCAUGGGGACUUCCGUGCAGAUGACUCCGCUUUGCGGUGUCUACAGUGAGAACCCUCUCUGCUACUUGCUCUCGAUCGACGGUUUCAACUUCUUGAUGGACUGCGGAUGGAACGACCUCUUCGACCCUAACCUCCUUCAGCCACUCUCCAGGGUAUCAUCAAAAGUAGAUGCUGUUUUACUGUCACAUCCAGAUAUUCUUCAUCUAGGUGCUUUGCCGUAUGCCAUGAAACAUCUUGGGCUCACUGCUCCAGUUUAUGCAACAGAGCCUGUAUAUAGACUUGGUCUUUUGACCAUGUACGAUCACUAUCUUUCCCGACGAGAGUGCUCUGAUUUUGACUUGUUUUCUCUGGAUGACAUAGAUGCUGUCUUCCAAAAUGUUACUAGGCUCACAUACUCACAGAAUUAUCAUCUUACUGAUAAAGGAGAAGGAAUUGUUAUAGCUCCACAUGUGGCGGGACAUCUUCUGGGAGGUACUGUCUGGAAGAUUACCAAGGAUGGGGAAGAUGUAAUCUAUGCAGUUGAUUUUAAUCACCGUAAAGAACGUCACUUGAAUGGAACCGUUCUGGAGUCCUUUGUGAGGCCAGCUGUUCUGAUAACAGAUGCUUUUAAUGCUUUGAACAAUCAACUCUACAAGCGUCAAAGGGAUCAGGAGUUCAUUGAUGCUAUACUGAAGGCCCUGAAUGCAGAUGGAAAUGUACUUCUUCCAGUUGAUACUGCAGGAAGGGCAUUGGAGCUUAUUUUGAUUUUGGAACAUUAUUGGUCACAACAGCAUCUCAGUUUUCCUAUCUACUUUCUGACAAAUGUGGCUACAAGUACAAUUGACUAUGUGAAGAGUUUCCUUGAGUGGAUGAGUGAUUCUAUUGCAAAAUCAUUCGAACAUACUCGUGAUAAUGCCUUCUUGUUAAGGCAUGUCAAUCUCAUAAUCAAUAGGGAUGAAUUUGAGAAAACAGCUGAGAUCCCAAAGGUUGUUCUUGCUUCCAUGGACAGUCUUGAGGUGGGUUUCUCACAUGAUAUAUUUGUUGAAUGGGCCACUGAUGCAAGGAACUUAGUGCUUUUUACUCAAAAAGGCCAGUUUGGUACACUUGCUCGCAUGUUACAAGUGGAUCCACCCCCCAAGGCUGUAAAAGUUACCUUGAGCAAGAGGGUUCCUUUAGUUGGUGAUGAGCUCAUAGCAUAUGAAGAGGAACAAAAUCGAAUAAAAAAAGAAGCAGCCUUAAAAGCUAGCCUCAGCAGAGAGGAGGAAUUAAAGGCAUCACAUGGAUCAGAUACUAAUGCACCUGACCCAAUGGAAGUCGAUGCUAGCACAUCAUAUGUUUCCAGUGGUUCUGGACUGCGCUCUGCUGGGCAUCUAGAUGUUUUCAUAGAUGGAUUUACUCCAUCUACAAGUGUUUUUCCAAUGUUCCCAUUUUUUGAGACAACAGCUGAAUGGGAUGACUAUGGUGAGGUUAUCAAUCCUGAUGAUUACAUAAUUAAGGAAGAAGACAGGGAUCAAGCAUCUAUGCAAGGAGAUCUAGACAUUAAGAUUGAAGAAGGCUCAGCACGUUUACUCCUCGACUUAACUCCUUCUAAAGUUGCUUCUACUGAAUUGACUGUGCAAGUGAAGUGUGGAUUGACUUACAUGGAUUUUGAAGGUCGAUCAGAUGGGCGUUCUGUCAAAUCGAUCAUUGCUCAUGUGGCUCCCUUAAAACUUGUUUUAGUGCAUGGAUCUGCAGAAGCUACUGAGCAUUUGAAACAACACUGUGCAAAACAUGUUUGCCCCCAUGUUUAUGCCCCGCAGAUCGAAGAAACAAUUGAUGUUACCUCUGAUUUGUGUGCCUAUAAGGUUCAGCUUUCGGAGAGAUUGAUGAGUAAUGUUCUCCUCAAAAAGCUAGGUGAUUAUGAAAUUGCAUGGGUUGAUGGUGAAGUAGGAAAGACUGAUGACAUGCUUACUCUGCUGCCACUCCCUUCAGCUCCUCUACCCCACAAAUCUGUUCUCAUAGGAGAUCUGAAAUUGGCAGAUUUCAAGCAGUUUCUUGCUAGCCAAGGCGUCCAGGUAGAAUUUGCCGCGGGUGCCUUGCGUUGUGGUGAGCACAUAACUUUGCGCAAGAUCAGUGAUGCCAGCCAAAAGGGUGGGAGUGGCCCUCAGCAAAUACUCAUCGAAGGCCCAUUGACAGAAGAGUACUACAAGAUACGCAAGUAUCUUUAUUCGCAGUUCUACUUGUUGUAGAGUUCAAAAAAAAAAAAAAUUUUUUCUGUAGAAUUAAUUGUUUAAAAUAAUUUAACAAUUUCUUUGAUCUUCUAUUUGGCCAGACGAUAACAGAUUCUGUAACUGGAUGGAAAAACAUCCAUCUAUAAACACUCAGAGGGAAUGAGCAAAAUUAGCUUAGCAGUUAAGGCAAUAAUGAUAUUUUCAUUAGAAAACUAGUAGGGAGAGACGAAUCUCCCUGAAUUAUGUUACUUAUCUUCCAAGCAUAGAACCAAGUUUCCAUUAUCAUCUUUCAGGAGCAUUCCAACAAGCCAUCCAAGACUGUGAAUGAAAGAACCAGUUAUCGAAGGUGCUAGGUUUGACUGCCGGUGAUGAACUUAGGUUCGAGUUCUGCCUUGGUCAAAAAGAGUUGGGGAAUAAGGACAAUCUGUAGUUGCUGCUAAGUAUAUUCCUUAUGGUACUUUUUUAUACAUGUAAGAUCAUCAACUAUGUAGACAUGACACACUUGCAUCCACAUACAUAUUGAGCAUUAUAUGUCCA